GGGGGUGGGGGUCAUUGGGCGCCGCUCGCGAGACUCGGCUCAGAGAACUGCGUCUCCCCUCGCUCUACGCCCUUUCAGGAAACUGGGAAAAGUCACAUGAUUGGUCAUGUCAUGUGACAACAUAACCUCCCCGCCUGUCGAGCUCUAUGGAGACUUCCAGUAACCCGGAUGUGGCCGCGCUUCAUUGAGGACCUCGAAGAGCAACGUGUCCUAUUGGCGCCGGCGUUCACAUCCGGGUCUUUCCCGGCCUGUUGCUGCCCUCCCCCUCCGAGAUGGCGGAGCUGAACCGGCAGUUACAGGAGUACCUCGCUCAGUCUAAGAAUGCCAGCGGCCCCGGCCCAGCGGCCCCGAGCUCCUCGCGGCCGAUGCCGGAUGCCGCUGACGCCGGAGGGGGGACGUGGCUGGGCCGGCUGAGCCCCUUCUUCUCAGGCCGCUCCUCCUCCUCCUCGUCCCCGGCGGCCGGCUCGUGGCCCUGGGCGGCCGAGCCGGACCCCUGGCUGCCGGGGCUGUCGCGCUGGCAGCGGCUGGUGGGGAGCGGGCUGUGCCUGGUGCUGGCCGCGCUCUGCUUCGGCCUGGCCGCGCUCUACGCGCCGCUGCUGCUGCUCCGCGCCCGCAAGUUCGCGCUGCUCUGGUCGCUGGGCUCGGCCUUUGCGCUGGGCGCCGCCGGCUUCCUGCGGGGGCCGAGCCGCCUCCUGCGGGAGCCCAGCCGCGGCACCGUGCUCUACCUCGGCGCCCUGGCCGGCACCCUGUAUGCGGCGCUCGGCCUGCGCAGCACCCUGCUCACCGCGCUCGGGGCCGCCGCCCAACUCGCCGCCAUCGCCGGCUGCCUGCUCGCCCUGCUGCCCGGGGGCCCCGCCGGCCUGCGCUACCUCGGCGGCCUCCUGGGCGGCUUCGUGCGCCGCCGCGUCUCCAAAACCCUGCCCGUGUGAGGGGCCGAGCAGACCCAGUUGGGGGCUGAGACCAGCGGUCCCAUCCCCAUCCCCAGGACGGAUCUUCGCUGCUGUCCCAUGAGGCCGAUCGCCCGUCCCUGCUGGACAGAUGCGGAGGACACGGCGUCUGGCUGGGCAACAGCCUUUCUGAAUACAGGGCCACAGGCCAUCAGCGUCCAGCCCCUCUAGCGCGGCUGGCACGGCUCCCUCCGCGGGGUAUGCGGCUCCGAGGCCGUAGCGGAGCGUGGGUGUCCUGCUGCUCCGGGGCAGGGGGUGACUGAGCGACAAAGCCAGUGCGGUUUCCUCCCCCCCCCCCCGGUCCUAUUAAGGCAAGUUCUUCCUGCACAAUCGGCGCGCUGCGGUGAGGGAGGCAGCUGGGAGCUGCGCUCUGUGCAGGCGCCUCCUGAGGACGGGGACCUUUACAAAGAGACUUGGUUGUAAGUUGGCAGAAGCUACUUGGGAGAGUUCAGGGAAAACGAAUCAAACUUGACAGUUAAUGUGGACAACAGGAGCGAAACCGACCAAAGGAAGGAGUUUUGCUUUUCCAAGGACCAGUGUUGAUGUAGCUAUGGAACAGUUUUUCUCCCUACCUUUGAACAGUACAACUAAAAUCCUAAAGUUGCA
This is a messenger RNA of Mauremys reevesii (Reeves's turtle), 1553 nucleotides long. RefSeq names its product SFT2 domain containing 3 (gene SFT2D3). The transcript has a single exon. NCBI's taxonomy places the organism in Eukaryota, Metazoa, Chordata, Testudines, Geoemydidae. The record is from RefSeq and is a predicted model, not a curated record. Bases 273 to 929 code for a protein of 218 amino acids. Gene Ontology annotation, biological process: vesicle-mediated transport. Gene Ontology annotation, cellular component: membrane.